GGAGACCAAAAGCAAGACAGCCAACCAACCGGGCAGGAUGGAGCACACCAAAGGGAGUAGCAUAGUUGCCGGGCGCCAAUGAUUUGCAAGAAGAGGGAUAGGAUUUAGGCAGCUGGUAGGUAGGUUUCAGAGAGAGAGAGAGAGAGAGAGAGAGGAGCCAGAUUGGGUCUCGGAUAGGUCAUAGGAGUCGAGAGAGUGGAGUGAGAGAGAUUGGCCGCUGCCAGAUUCUGAAUCUCCUCCUACAAUCCGUGCUCCCACCAUCGCUGAGUCUCAGGCCAGCCUAUCAAGUCAGUAGUCAGCAUAAGAAAAAUGAGCUCCCAGAGUGUUGCUACUGGGGAGCAGAUUAUUGCUCCUAACCAAAUAGUACACGCCUGCACAUCCACACAAACUUCAGUUCAUAAGCUGUUUGAUGCUAAACUGGACCACGGGUUCUUGAUAGAUGACACUUUGUCAUCCACAAGUCAAUCAUCAAACAUCAAGACUGAAUUGAUCCGGACAUCGAGCUUGUCAAGGAGCCUAUCAGUUAACCUUCAGAAAAGAAGCCCUGAAUCUGAUCCAGAAAGCCCGCUGUCUCACGUUUCACAUCCCAAAUUUUCUGACCCAAUAUUGUCAAACUCGUCAACGUUCUGCACAAGUUUGUUUUCUUCGUCUUCAAAAAACACAGAUCCAUGCCGGCAAAUGGGCACUUUACCUUUCCUGCCUCACCCUCCUAAGUGUGAGCAGCAGGUUUCAGCUGGGCAGUCAUCGAGCUCCUCUCUUCUCUUAAGUGGUGAUACUGGCAAUGCUUUAGAUGAAGCUGGACAGUCAGAUGAUCUUAAAGAUUUUCUCAAUCUUUCUGGAGAUGCUUCUGAUGGGAGCUUCCAUGGAGAGAACAAUAUCUUGGCUUUUGAUGAACAGAUGGAAUUUCAGUUUCUGUCUGAGCAGCUGGGAAUUGCCAUCACUGACAACGAGGAAAGUCCUCAUUUAGAUGACAUAUACGGCACACCACCACAACUGUCAUCGCUUCCAGUGUCAUCUUGCUCCAACCAGAGUAAACAGAAUCUAGGGUCACCAGUUAAAGUCCAGCUUAGCUCAUCUCGGUCAUCUUCUGACUCUGCAACAACUAACAAGUCGAGAUUGAGGUGGACACUUGAGCUUCAUGAGCGUUUUGUGGAGGCUGUGAACAAGCUUGAAGGACCAGAAAAAGCAACUCCUAAGGCUGUGCUGAAACAAAUGAAGGUAGAAGGCCUAACAAUUUAUCAUGUAAAGAGUCAUCUGCAGAAGUAUCGACUUGCGAAAUAUCUUCCUGAGCCUAAAGAAGACAAGAAGGCUUCCUCUGAGGAUAAGAAAGCACAAUUGGGUAGCAGCAGCAGUGAUUCCAGCAAAACUAAGAAUUUACAAGUAGCAGAAGCUCUAAGGAUGCAAAUGGAGGUUCAGAAACAGCUUCACGAACAAUUAGAGGUCCAAAGGCAAUUGCAGCUACGGAUAGAGGAACAUGCAAGAUACUUGCAGAAAAUACUGGAAGAGCAACAGAAGGCUGGCAACUUGUCGAUGAAAGCGCCAACCGAAGCACAAGCAGGAUCACCUGAGACGACUUCAAAGGAGAGAAGCGAAUCUGAGGGAGGCACCACUUCGCCGCGGCCAUCCAAGAACAGAAACCCGGACGUAGACGCAGAAUGCAAGUCGCCUGGAGGGAGCAAGAGAACAAAGGUUCAGGUUGAUCCUGAGAGAGUGGCCCCGUGCUCGUAGCCGUGCGGCCGAGGCCAAUGACUCUGAAUGUUUGCCCCCCGUUCUAUCUUCUUUCAGGAGCUACUUGCUACUGUCUGUAGCUUGCACAACCGUAGUAUCUCUAGACUCUAGUCACCUGUUGAUAUCUUGGCAUGAAUUGUGGAAUGAUGUUUGGUACGGACUUCAGGUCUUUGCCAUUGUAUCAUAUAGCUCCACUUUGGAAUGGAAAUUGGAAGUUAAUGACUCUCUGAAUGUAUUGUUGCCGCUAUAUUUUGGCGGUAGCCUCGAUUUGGAACAUCCAAAAAAAAUAUAGAUACGUAGCUAUGUGGAAUUCGCCA
Molecule: messenger RNA, 2045 nt
Organism: Panicum virgatum (switchgrass)
Lineage: Eukaryota; Viridiplantae; Streptophyta; Magnoliopsida; Poales; Poaceae
Product: protein PHOSPHATE STARVATION RESPONSE 3-like
Exons: 8
Coding region: 310-1728 (472 amino acids)
Molecular function (GO): DNA binding; DNA-binding transcription factor activity
Source: RefSeq, a predicted model, not a curated record